Messenger RNA from Plasmodium gallinaceum, 7698 nucleotides. RefSeq names its product conserved Plasmodium protein, unknown function. The coding region runs from base 1 to 7698 and encodes 2565 amino acids. The record is from RefSeq and is a predicted model, not a curated record. The transcript has a single exon. Lineage: Eukaryota; Apicomplexa; Aconoidasida; Haemosporida; Plasmodiidae.
AUGGAAAUAUGUAAGGAGGAAUGUCAUCUUUUAAGCAUUGAUAAUAUAUUAAGUAAAUAUGAUUUAUAUAUGAAUAAUCUAAUAAAAAAUGAUGGAGUUAGGGAUAUCAUUGAAAAAUUUAUAUUUCAAUAUAAUUCUUUUGAUGAAUGUGAAAAGAAAUUAAUAUAUAUUAUAAAAAAUUUUGAAAAUUUUACUUUUAGAAAAUUUCAAAGACACUAUUUAUUUAUAACAAAUUUAAUAAAAGAAAUAUGUCACACCGAAUUUAUUGCAAUAAUCUAUAAUGAAAUAUUAAAAGAGAGAAAUUUAAAAGAAAGUACAUUUUAUAUAGAAAGGAAUAAUUAUGAAUAUGAAAAUAAAAUAAAAUCUGAUAAACAAUUUAAAAAUACAUGUGAAGCUAUUUAUAAAAAGUAUAUAUUGGUAAUUAUUAAAAUUUUGUAUUUUUCUUCAAAUCUUUCUUAUAACUAUCAUAAAAAUUUAAUAAAUUCUUUAUCGUAUAUUUGUAUAUUAAUAUCGAAAUAUGAUACAUUUAUCUCACCUAAUGAAAAGUUUUCUGAGCUUAUAUAUAGAAUAUUUUGGCAGUAUUACUCAAAAAAUUUUAGUAUAAUUAAUGAAAACUAUUUUUCGGUUGAUGAAGAUGAAAGUUCAUCUUCUUAUGAUGAAAUAUUAAAAAAUGAAAAUUAUCCUACCUAUAUUACUAUAAAUAAUUUACAUGAAAAAAAAACUCAAAAUGUUGAGAUAUAUAAAACUACAGAAAAGGAAAAUUUUGAAAAAAAAAAAAAAAAAAAAGAAAGAAAAGUUAUAGAAAAAUUUAAUGAAAUAAAAAAAGAGAAAUGCAUAAAAAAUAAAAAAAAAUGUGAAUCUAAAAGUAACAAUAUUAUUACAAUAAACAAUAAUGGGGAUUCUAAUGAAGUACACAAAGAGAAACAUAUAAAUAAACAAAAUAAGGAAUUUAUAAAUGAAAAAGGUAAUGAUGAAAAUUUAAAUGAAUGCAAUAAAAAUGAUAUUCAUGGAAUUAAAACAGGUAUAAGUUGUAGUUUAGAUAAAUGCAAUAAUUUAAUCGAAAAUGAAAGUCAUGAAAGUGUAAAUAAAAGAUUAUCUAUCUGUAAAAAUGAUAAAAAAAAAAAAAAAAUGAAAAUAAAAAGUACAAAUAGCGAAAAAAUAAAUAUGGAAAAAGAAUUAAUUAACAAAAAUGAAAUUAAUAUAAACAAAAGUGUAAAUGAAGAAAAAAACUCCCAAAAUAAUGAAAUAUUAGAAAAAGAAAAAAAAAAGCAGAGAGUAGACAAAACAAAAUCAUUAAUUAUAAGUUCUGAAGAAGACUUAGAUCAAAUAGAAAAGAAAGAUAUCAUCCCCAUUAAAUCAGAUAUAAAAGAUGAAAAUAUUUUGUUUGUAAAUAUAAUUUUAAAUAUAUAUAUUAAUUUAUUUAAUUUAAAAAAUAAAAAAAAGUUUUUAUUUUAUUAUGAUAAUGAAAAUAGAUAUAAAGAAUUUUUAUUAAAUAAUGUUGAAAUUAUUAUUAAUCAAAUAAAAGCUAUGAUAAAUAAAGUUAAAAACAAUUUAUGUUUAUCUUUAAUUUAUUUUUUAAAAUUAAUUUUUUUAAUUUUUUCAUUUCUAAAUAAAUUGGCUAAAAAUAAUUUUAAGAGCAUUUAUACAAAUGAAUCAAAUGUAAAUAAAGAAUCUGAUGAAGCGUUUAUGAAAAAUAUAAAAAAUGAAUGUAGUUCAAAUUUCAAAUAUUUUCACAACCCUUUUUUAAAUUCAAAUAAUUAUAAAUUUCCCAUAAUUAAUAAAAAGAAAGAAGAAUAUGCGGAAGAAAACAAAAUAAAAAUAGAAAAUUCGAAUACUCUGAAUUCAUUAAAUAAUAAUGAAAAUGUUUUAAAUAAUUAUGAUUUUGUUUUUAAUAACAACAAUGUUUUUUUUAAUAAUGUAAAUACUACUUCAAAUAACAAUAUAACUUUUGAUAACAAUAUAAAUAAUAACGAUCAUUUUUUUAAUAAUAUUAAUAAUAACAUUUUUAAUUACAAUAUAAACAAUAAUGAAAAUGUUUUUAAUAAUAAUAUUGACAAUAGUUAUUUUUAUAUUAAUAAUCAUUAUAGAAAUAAUAGUAAUUACAUUAAUAAAAGUAUUCAAAGUACUAAUUUAUUCAAUAGCAGUGAUUAUAUUUUUAAUAAUAACAAUUCUUUUUAUUAUAAUAAUAGCGUUAAUAAUUAUAUUAACGGUUACAAUUGUAAUUACAACAACUCUUUUUAUAUAAAUAAGAAUAAAUGUGAAAAUAAUACAUGGAAUUAUAAAAAUAAUAGUAUUAUAAAUGAUAAUAAUAUAAAUAAUAAAAAGAAAAGCAUUCAUGAAAUGGUAAUAGAUAUAUUAACAGGAAUUUACAAUAAAAACUUUUUAGAAAUAUUAGAUAUUUUAUUAAAAUGUGUUGAAAAUAAUUUUAAAGAUGAAUAUAUUAUUGUUAUUAAGAAAAUAUUUUCUUGUAUGUUGAAAAGCUUAGAAUAUAUAAAUGAAAUAAAUAAAUAUAAAAUAUAUAUGUUCAUCUUAGCUAAAAUUGAUAGAUUUAUUAAAAACAAAAGAUAUGAACAUAAUAAUUCUACUCUUAAUAAUUACAAUUGCUACCUAUUAUUAAAUCUAGUAUUUAAUUUAUUUAAAAAUAAUAAAAGAAAAAAAAAUUUAUGGCAUAUAUUAUUUGAAAUUCAUGCGAAUAAAAUUAAAAGAAAGAUGAAUAUGAAGAAUAAUAAUUUAAAAAAUGAUUUAAAUAAUAAAUUGAAUAAUGAAUAUUUUAAAAAUAAAAAUAAUGAUUUCAGUAAUAAAAUGGUAAUUUCCAAUUUAAUAAAAAAUAAUGAUAGAAUUCAAUCAGAAAAUCGUGAAGAUGUAAAGAAGAGUUAUUUGAGGGAAAAAGAAAAUAAUAUAAAAAUAAGUGAUACAAACAAUUUUUUAUUAAACAACAUUAUAAAUUUUUUAUUGGAAUGUUUUAUUAAUAAGGGUUGUAUUAUUAGAUUUUUUAGUCUACGAAUAUUUUAUAUGAUGACUAAGUUAUUUUUACUAUUCAUAAAAAAUAAAAUAUUUGAAUAUGAAGAAGAAAUAUUAAAAAAUUACAUUAUAAAAUCAAUUUAUCAAAAUUUUUUUUUAUGUGUUUUUAAUGCUUUGAAAGAACCGGAUACAAACAUUUAUAUUUAUGUUAAAUUUCGCAAUCUAUGUUUAAACUUGUUAUAUUUGUGUACGAAAAUAUUAUCAACCAAUUUUCUUAAUGAAUUUUAUGAAAAAAUUAUUUAUAACAAUCUUCUUUAUGUUGAUUUCUUUUAUAAAAAUAAAGAAUGUUAUUUAAAUGAAAAAUCAGAAUAUGAUAAAACUUUAAAACAUAUAUAUGUGUUAUUUAUAAAAAAUUCUAAAGAUCUUUAUUUAUUUUCAUCUAUGUUGUUAUUUAAAAAAUGCAAAAAUAUUACGAAUUUCAAAAUUUUUAAGAAUAUUUUUAAAAUAUCAUCAGAUGAGAUUAACAUAAUAUUAAAUAAUUUAAUUACAAAAAAUAAGGAGUGCUUGAAUUCUACAGAAAAUAAUAAUUAUUAUCUUAUAGAUUUAAGUGAAUCAAAUAAUUUGAAAAAAAGAAAAGAAAAUAAUAAAAUAGAAAACUUUAGUUUUAAAAAUAUAAACAUAAAUGAUUUUUUUAGUAAGGAUUCACAAAUAAAACUUAUGUUAAAUAAUAAAAAUGAAGAAGAAUUAAAAGAAGAAGUUUAUAAGAAUUUCUUUUUUAUUAAUAUUUUUUAUUUUUUAGAGUUAAAAGGAUUAAACUGUUACAACAAUACUUAUAUUUAUUAUAUAUUUAAUUGUAUUUUUUGUUUCUUAAAUAUAUAUAUUAAUCGUUUUCUUUUUUUUUCUUCUUUUAUUAAAAAUGAACAUAAUAAUCUAAAUAACAUUUUUUAUUUGGAUACAUAUAAUAAUAAAGAAGAAAAAAAUAAUUUGACUCAUAUAAAAAAUGUGAAAGAUUUUAUAACAGAAUUAUUAUCUUUUUUAAGAAAUUAUUUUAUUAUUAUAACAUUAAUUGAAGAACAUUUAAUUAACAUAAAUGUAGAGCUUUUAUUAAAAAAGAAAACAAAAAAAAAGGAGUUGUUAAAUUUAAAAAAUUUUAAAAAAUUAAUUAUACUUGAAUUACAAAAAUUUUAUUAUACUUUUGUAAAAUUAUUAAAAAUACUAUAUUUAUUAAAUAGAGAAAAUAAAUAUAAUACAACACCGUUUGAAUUUUUUUUUUUUAAAAUGAUACAUUCAUUGGAUAAUCAAUUAAUUGAUAUAUAUACUAAAAGAUAUAUUUUUAAAUUUUUGAAAUAUUUUACUUUUAAUGAAAAAUUUAAAGAUAUUUUAGUAAAUAAAAUUGGUGAUUUUUAUUCUAAAUUAAAAAAUAGAAAAAAGAAAAUUUCUGAUUCCUUUUCAAAAAAAUAUAAUAAAAAAUAUGAAUGUCAAAACAAAAGAAAUGAUAAUUACGAUUGUGAAAGUUUACUUAUAAAAAAUGAAGAUACAAAUUUCAAUGAUAGCAUUUAUGUAAAAGAUGAAAUUACUUCUUCACUUAUAAUUGAAAACGAUAAAAAAAAUGAUAAUAGAAAAAAAAAAAAUAAAAACAAUCAUAAAAAUGAAAAUACUAUAAGUAAAAAGGAUUCAAACACUUUAUUUACAGAAAAAAAUUAUUCAUUGAAAGAAAAUGAAAAUAAUAAUAACACAAAUUUUACAGAAAUUGAUAAAUGUUUAGAAGAAAAAAAUGAACAAAUAUGUGUUAAAAAUAAUGAAAAUUAUAUAAACACAAUUAAAAAAAAGUGUAAUGAAGGACGUGAUAAAUAUAGUGAUAAUUCUGAUUUAAAAAAUAUAAAAAAAAUUAACGUAAAUAAAAAGAAUAUUAAUAAUGAAAAAGAAAAUAAAAUAUGUCCUUUAUAUAGUGAUAUAGAUGACAUAGAUAAAAAAAAAAUUGAAAUAAAAGUUACUGAUUGUAAUAGAGUAUCUGAAGAUUUACUAAACAUAAAAAAAGAAUCUAAUGAUAACACUGAAAUUGUAACAGAAACAAUUAAAUAUUCAAGUAAAGGUAUAAAUAAAAAAGAAAGAAAAUUUAACGCUUCUGUAGAAAAUAAACAUAAAAAAGAAACAAAAAAUAAAAAAGAAGAUAAUGAUAAAGCUAUUGGGGAAGAAAAAAAAGAUAUAAAUGAAAUCGUUCAAAAAAAAAUAGAUUUGAAUGAAAUAAAUGAAAAGAAAGAAUUAGUUGAAAAAGUGGUAGAUAUAAAUAAAAAUAUAAAAUUGAGAAAAAUAAAAGAAAAAAAUAUCUCCGACAAUAUAAAUGAAAAAACUUCUUUUAAAAUAUCAUUAAAUUAUCAUAAAAUAAUAAAUGAAUUAGACAAAUUAAACUUUAACAAAAAACAUAACAUAAACAACUACAAAGAAUGUAAAUUAAAAAAAUCUUUUUACAAAGGUGUAGAAUUAUUUUUAUUAAGUAUAUUUGUUUUUGAAAAAAAUAAAAAUUUAAAUGAUAUAGAUAUUUUUGUAGAAAAUUAUGAUAAAAUAAAUGAAUUAAUUGAUUUUUGCAAAAUGUUUAACAUUGAAAAAGGAUUAGAAAAAAUUGUAAAAUAUUUAUUUUAUUAUUUAAGAGAAGUAAGAAAAAAAAAUAUACCUAAUAUGAUAAAAUUAAUUAUAAAUUCAUUUUUGUAUAUAUCACUUUAUAAAAAUUCGGAAAUACCUUUUUUUUUUAUAUCAUUCUGUUCUAUUUUUAUUAAUUCAAAAAAUACAUAUAUUAAUAAAAUAAUUAUUCAUAACUUUUUGAUUAUUUGUUCUACCUAUGUGGAAAUAUUAAAAAAGAAAAAUUCUAAUAUAAAAAAUAAUAUUUUACUUCAAUAUGAUAACAAUGAAAAUGAUAAUUAUCUUAAUAAAAUAACUGAAGACGAAUUUAAGGAAGUAACGACUUCUACCGUAGAAGAAACUGUUAAUAAUAAUUUACUUGAAGAUAUAAAAAGUAAAAAAAAUUUUAUGAUAGAUAGUGAAAAAGAUGAUGUAGAUAAUUAUAGAAGUAAAAGUGAUAAUCAAAAUAACCAGAAAAAAAAUAAAAAAUAUUUUAAUAAAUCCUCUAAAAAAAAGGAAUUAAAUAAUAAUAUUUUAAUAAAUGAUGACUUAAAAAAAAAUAAAAAUGACAAGAAAUUAAAAAAUAUAAAUAACAAUGAAAAUAACCAAAAUCAUAAUAUAAAUGAGCAAAAAUUUUUAAAUCCAUUGAAUAUUUAUUCGAAUGAGUAUUCUAAAUUAGAAGAGUCAGUUUUUCAUAACAAAAGUAAUGAAAAAGAUUUAGAAGAUAAUUUGUUUUUGCAUCUAAUUAACUUUUAUAUAAAUUUUAUUUGUUCCUUUUAUUUCUAUUAUUUAACUUUUUAUGAAAACAACUUUAUUAUUCUUAAAAAUAUUAUAUUCAUGGGAAUAAAUAAAGCAUUACAAAAGAAAACAAAUAAAAAGCUUUCAUGUUUUAUCUUAUCAUUAUUUUAUAUUUUAAUUUGUCUUUUAUUAAAAGUAAAAACAAAAGAAGAAUUUAUACUAACUUUAAACCAUGAAAAAAUGCAUAAAAAAGAGGAUAGAAAAAAGAAAAUGCACAAAAAUUCAUAUCAGUUAAAUAUGAAUAAUAUCAAAAAAAAAUAUAAAGUAAAAAUAAAAGACAUAAAAAUUUUUCUAGUAAAAUAUUUGAUUAGUUUAAUUGAUGAAAACAAAUAUAAAAAUAUAGAUUUUAUAAAUAAGAAAAAGUUUCAUAAAAACAUAAAAAAAAUAUUAAAUAUAAAAAGUUAUGAAGAUUUAGAAGAUUACAAUUAUUAUCCAAGUAGAUAUUAUAAAAAUAAAAUGGAUAAAAAUAUUGAUAAAGUAUUUCUCAUAAGGAAAAAAAAAAAAAUUAUGAUAGCAUCAUCAUUUAAUGUAAAAAAAAAUUUAAAAAAAGUAAACUAUUUUCCAAAUAAUUUUUCAAGUAAAUUUAUAUAUACUCUUUUAUCAGCUUCAUUACUAUUUGAUAAAGAAAAUGAGCUAUUAAUAAAUGAUCAAUUUAAAAAAGAUAUUAAAGAUAAAAAUUUUACAAAAUAUAAUUUAUUGGAUUAUAUUAUUUACUGUUGUUUUUAUAUAUUAUUUUGUAAAAUUAAAUUAAUUAAAAUAAUGAAAGUUUUUUAUAAAAUGGAUGAAAAAUACAUCAAAAAAAAUUUUGAAGUACUAAAAAUGAACUCAUAUAUAUAUAAUAAAAAAAAAUAUUCCUUAUUACAAUUUCACUUAUGUAUUGAGAUUCUUAAUUUAAUAUUUAGUAAUAUUAAAUUUCUACCAUUUAAUUCAAUUAAAUUAAUUUUUGAUAUAUUUUUAAACAAAGCUUUUUUAUCAUUGAUUGUGGAUAAAAAGGAUAAAAAUAUAAACAAUUUUCAGAAUUUAUUUUAUAAUUUUUUUUUUGUUACUUUCUACUCACAAACACAGAAAUUUGUAUUGUUGCCUCAUUUUAUUUAUCAGUAUCAAAGAACACUACAUCUUUUACAUUUAUUAUCUAAUGUAUCAAUUUGUGAAAAAAAGAAAUUUUUUAAUAAUUCUUUUGUGUUAGAAAUUAUAAAGAAUUGUUUUCCACAUACAGAUUCUAUGGAUCUAAAUAACUCGUAUGAAAAUAGGAACAGUGAUGAGAAGAAAUUAGCUGAAACAUCACAAAGAAUGUUGAGAAGUAAAAAAAAAUUUUUGAAUUAA